Messenger RNA from Strigops habroptila (Kakapo), 4274 nucleotides. It is a transcript of the gene EYA4, whose product is annotated as EYA transcriptional coactivator and phosphatase 4. Gene Ontology annotation, cellular component: nucleus. The record is from RefSeq and is a predicted model, not a curated record. The transcript has 18 exons. NCBI's taxonomy places the organism in Eukaryota, Metazoa, Chordata, Aves, Psittaciformes, Psittacidae. Gene Ontology annotation, molecular function: protein tyrosine phosphatase activity. Bases 208 to 2031 code for a protein of 607 amino acids. Gene Ontology annotation, biological process: multicellular organism development; positive regulation of DNA repair; cell differentiation.
CGACUCGUAGAGGGGAUGUUCUGUUUUUGCCAGAGGAACAGUGCAAGAGGGGAACCUCAGCUCGGAGAAGGUACGAGAAUAAAUAAAUAAGGAGCAGCCCUUAAAAUAAAGGUAGCGGCAUAUCCCGGCAGCGAGAAGACUACUGAGCUAUAAAUUGAAGGGAAGAUAAUUUCUGCUUGUGGGGGAAAAGAAAGGUGAAUAACCUCCAUGGAAGACUCUCAGGAUCUAAGUGAACAGUCAGUAAAGAAACCGUGUACAGAAUCAGAUGCUUCAGAGCCGCAGAAUCCCAGGUCUAUGGAAAUGCAAGAUCUAGCCAGUCCUCAUAAUCUUGUUGGAAGUAGUGAUGCACCAGGUGGUUCCAAACUGGAUAAACCUAAUCUCAGUAGCACUUCAGUUACAACAAAUGGAACAGGAGUGUCUCUUCUUGCAGUCAAAACAGAACCCAUGAACAGCAGUGAAACAACAACAACAACUGGAGAUGGAUCGCUUGACACUUUUACUGGGUCAGUAAUAACGAGUAGUGGCUACAGCCCAAGAUCAGCGCACCAAUACUCUCCACAGAUAUAUCCCUCCAAGCCCUAUCCACACAUUCUUUCUACACCAGCAGCUCAAACAAUGUCUGCCUAUGCUGGACAAACCCAGUAUUCAGGAAUGCAGCAGCCAGCGGUCUAUACAGCGUACUCUCAGACAGGACAGCCGUACAGCUUACCCACUUACGAUUUGGGUGUAAUGUUGCCAGGCAUCAAGACGGAAAGUGGGCUCUCGCAGACCCAAUCACCACUGCAGAGCGGGUGCCUCAGUUACAGCCCAGGGUUUUCCACCCCACAGCCAGGCCAAACACCCUACUCUUACCAGAUGCCAGGUUCUAGUUUUACACCAUCAUCCACUAUUUAUGCAAACAAUUCUGUUUCAAAUUCUACCAACUUCAGUAGUUCACAACAGGAUUAUCCAUCAUACACAGCUUUUGGCCAAAAUCAAUAUGCACAGUAUUACUCAGCAUCAACAUAUGGUGCAUAUAUGACCUCAAACAACACGGCUGAUGGCACUUCCUCAUCAUCAUCAACCUACCAGUUACAGGACUCUCUCUCUGGCCUGACUAGUCAACCAGGUACAGAUCUACAUUCAGGGGAGUUUGACACAGUGCAGAGCCCUUCCACGCCAAUCAAAGAUCUUGAUGAGAGAACAUGUAGGAGUUCUGGGUCAAAGUCUCGGGGUAGAGGGCGGAAGAAUAAUCCAUCACCCCCUCCGGACAGUGACUUGGAGCGUGUGUUUGUUUGGGAUUUGGAUGAAACAAUCAUAGUUUUUCAUUCGUUGCUAACAGGAUCCUAUGCACAGAAGUAUGGCAAGGAUCCGCCAAUGGCAGUAACUCUUGGACUGCGAAUGGAAGAAAUGAUUUUUAAUCUUGCUGACACACAUUUAUUUUUUAAUGAUUUAGAGGAGUGUGAUCAAGUUCAUAUAGAUGAUGUUUCUUCUGAUGAUAACGGACAAGACCUAAGUACCUACAGUUUUGCAACUGAUGGCUUCCAUGCAGCUGCAAGUAGUGCAAACCUUUGUCUGCCAACAGGUGUAAGAGGAGGGGUUGACUGGAUGAGGAAGCUGGCUUUCCGUUACAGAAGAGUAAAAGAGUUGUAUAAUACUUACAAGAACAACAUAGGAGGACUCCUGGGGCCCGCUAAAAGAGAUGCAUGGUUGCAAUUAAGAGCAGAGAUUGAAGCUCUGACAGACUCCUGGCUAACAAAUGCACUUAAAUCACUAUCAAUUAUCAGCACAAGGAGUAACUGUGUAAACGUGUUGGUAACAACAACUCAGCUUAUCCCAGCCCUUGCAAAAGUUCUACUAUACAGUUUAGGAGGAGCUUUUCCUAUUGAAAAUAUUUACAGUGCAACCAAAAUAGGGAAAGAAAGUUGCUUUGAACGAAUAAUGCAAAGGUUUGGCAGAAAAGUAGUAUAUGUUGUAAUUGGGGAUGGUGUAGAAGAAGAACAGGCAGCAAAAAAGGUAACCUGUCUUCUGAAAUGUUGGUGUGAUACCUAGCUACUAAUGCAAGCCUUUCUGUUUGCAUUUCUGUCAGUGUUGCACAAUUGCAGAAUGACAAAUAAUUUCGGUCCACAGAUGCAAGGCAACAAGAGCAUGAUGAGAUCAAAACUUAGAGUAAAAUGAACCAUUUGGAUUCUAGCAUUUGCUUCACUUCAGUUUGGAACGAAAAAAAAUGCAAAAUUAUUGUAAAAAUGAAUGAAAAAUGAUUGCAGCUAAAAUGUCUGAUGCUUCAGGCAAAUAAACAGAAGAGAUAGAAAGGGCUAUUUUAUUAUAGUUGGGUGGUGUUUUUCUUUAAAUGGUGAAAUCAUAGAGGUUUCAAGAGAGGCGUUAUGGAGAAUGUGGAAAAACAUCUGAAGGACUGUGCAAUUUUUUUGCUAACAUAGAUGAAGAUCUGUAGUUUUCUGGACCAAAUAUGAUGAACAUAUAAUUUGCUUCAAGAAAGACAUAUCUGCAAAAGAAAAAAGAACACGACAUAGAGAUUGUGCACCAAACCUGUGUUGCUAAAAAAAGAACAGUUUCCUUAGAAAUAUUCAGUUUUUUCAUGAUAAUGAUACAAGUCAAAAUUUCACCAAAUAAGUUUUAAAUGUUCAGAAACAGAGCAGAUUAGUAAUUUGCACCAUGCUUCCCAGUUUAACCCUGGAAGUGUGUAGAAACUGAAAAAUUUUGCCUCACAAUGUCUGUGCAGGACAAGUGAUAUAAGUAUUGUUGUGCUAGGAGUAGCAAAAUAAAGUUCCCUUUUAGUGUUGUAGCUGGAAUGGGAACAAAAUGAAAAUAAACCAAAAUGCUCAUUCCAAAUGGUUCCUUAUUACAGGUGCAGUAUUGGUGAUGGGUCUUUUAUAGUUUGUGCUAAACAAAGGUGGUUGGAUUGUGUACUUUCCCGUUUAGCAUGCUUUUUUCUUAAUAUUGGCUAUAUUGCAUGGAUAGAUACAGAAUUCAAAGAGAUGGGUGAAUAUAACACACUACAAAUAGAUCUGAACACAACAUGAAAUAAUGGGGUUUUUUCCUAUUCUGAUGAUAUGCUGAAGGAGAGUAGUGCAUAUAUCUGCAUCUCUCACAGACACUUUCUGAUGCUUUCUGUGACACAAAUUAUCUUUUUCUAACCAGAAAUGUUUCUUUUUCUAACCCAGAAAUGUCUUAUCCAAAGAGAUUUCUUUCCCCGCCUCCCGGAUAGAAUAAAAAGUAAUCCAGCUCUGUUUCAAAGGGUUGCGUGUGAAGCUCUUUUAAUGAAAGUCUCAUAGACCUUUAAAUGAUGGUUUGCUAUUUUGCAAAGUCUAAUAAAUGGAGCAGAAAGGGCUUUCCUAUUAAUGCUCCUUGGUAUGGGUUUGCAUGCUAACAAUAAGCAAAUAGUCCUUAGUAAGCAACAGGCUCUUUCCAACGAAACUAUUAAGGAAGACUAUCUAAUUAUUUUAACUUCAGUUGAACUAAUAAGCUCAGAUCUAUUUUGGUCUGAUUUUUGUCAGUACUUUACUAGCAAAAAUCAAUCCAGAAACACAGUGGUGUAAAAUACGUGGUGGUAAUCUGACUAGCCUUUUGUGUCACAUACCACCCUGUGUCACAGUGUUCAUCUUUCCUGACCUUUUCCCCCCUCUAACAAACACAGCACAACAUGCCUUUCUGGAGGAUAUCCAGUCAUUCGGACCUCUUGGCUCUCCAUCAAGCACUGGAACUAGAGUAUUUGUAACUGUGUUCUAAAGUUGGCGAUCCUUUUUUUUUAUAUAUAUAUAUAUUUCAAGUACACUGAAUUUUUAUGUGUGAUUCAAUGCCUCUGGCUUUACACAUAUGAAUUGUCUUAAGAAGGGAAGAAAUAUUUGGAAUUAAAAAUUCCAAAUUGAAGAAUUCAGAUUGCUGAAUGGAGUUAAAACAUUAGUGCUACGUAAGGAAGCUCUAUGGUCUUAUAUAUGCAACGUUUUUAAAUGAAUUGAAACUGUGGAGGUUGCUGGUACACACCAAGUGAGCCCUGACAGGAGUGAACAAAGGACUCGAACUGACAAAGCACCAACACCCAUUUUCCAGCCAACAAGGUGGUGUUCAACAACAUUCCUCAAAAUGGGAUAUAUUCUCAGCACUGAGGUUUGAACCAGACUUUAGCCUACCUAACCCAGAAAAUCUGAAUUGGAAUGCACUCAGACUGUAUAAUGACAAUCCUGUCUAGACCUGUAAUUUGUGUAAAUUAUUGAUGAAAAUAAUUUACUGUGACUUUAUUAGCAGCUGAUUUUGGAAGUGGAUGCAAUUUUUCUUUC